Molecule: messenger RNA, 1170 nt
Organism: Candidula unifasciata
Lineage: Eukaryota; Metazoa; Mollusca; Gastropoda; Stylommatophora; Geomitridae
Source: the annotation of a GenBank genome assembly
AUGGACCACCAGUACGGCAUAGCGGUUACUAAUAAAUUUUCUCUUUUCAUCGACGAAGAUGAAGAUCCAUUAGAGAUCUUAUCUAGGCAAGAAGAGUUAGCAAAGACGAAGAAGAAGGAUGAAGGAGAGAAGAAGUCUGUAAAGCCAUCAAAACAGAAAAAGAAUGCUAUUGCUGACACCAAGGCAAAGGUUGUCGAGCAACCAGCAUUUAAAAAAGAUGAGAAAUCUGCUCCCCCAAGGAGUGAGAGGGGCCGUGGAGGCAACAACAGGGGUCGUGAGCCUAGGGAAAUUCGUGAUAAUGACGGUGACCGACGCCCACCAAGGCGGCAAUUCCCUAAAGAGAAUAGGGAAACAAGAGUAGGAGAUGAAAAUGUACCCCCUGAGUUCAGGGAGCAGCCAGAGUCUGGUUUUAGGAGGCGAGAAGACUUCGGCGGUGAGAGAGGAAGGGGACGUGGACGUGGUAGGGGCCGAGGCGCUCGCGGAGGGGAAAGAGGUGGCUUUGGAGGCCAGAGAGAAGGCUUCGGUGGUGAACGGAAAAGGGAGUUUGAUCGUCACAGUGGCACUGACAAAACGGGUGUAAAGCCCAUUGAAAAGAGGGAAGGUGCAGGUGCUCGUAACUGGGGAAAUUUCAAGGAUGAUCUUGAGGAGCAGACCACACCUGCGGAAUCAAACGACUGGGCAAAUCAAACUGAGGUCACUGCAGACAAUCCUGAAGUAACUGAAAGUGCUGAGAGUGUGCAGCCUCAGCCUGAAGAGGAGGCUCAGCCUCAUGAGAUGACUCUGGACGAGUGGAAGGCACUUCAGAAUCAGACCAAGCCAAAGGCAUCCUUCAACAUCCGUCAAGCUGGUGAGGGAGAGGAUGGUGCAAGGUGGUCUAAUGGAAGGGAGUACCACAAGAAGCAUGAGGAUGAAGAUGAUGAGGAAGAGGAGGAGGAAUCUGAUGAAGAUGAUGAGGAUCAUCACAGCCGCGGCAAGCACUUGUUGACAGACAUCCGCAUCACCUUCAAUGACAACCCACGCAGAGGGCGGGGCCGGCGAGGCGCCAGGGGUGGUAUUGAACGCGGUGGCAGCCGUGGUGGAACCAGAGGAGUAGGCAGCAAGCCAAGAGAGUCUGCACCUCGCUUUGAUGACGAAGUGGACUUCCCAUCUCUCGUCAAGUCAGCAGCCUAA